AUGGAGAGUUGUUAUUCUCAGCAGAGAGGCUUUCUUAUUUCUGUCUUUCUUUUAAAUGUAUUAAUAUAUUGGGGAGGAUAUUCGAAGGUGAGUGGUUGCUUGGAUUCGGAGAGAAAAGCUCUCACCACCAUCCGGAAGGCUCUGAACGAUCCCUCCAAUCUUCUUUCUUCUUGGGAUGAUGCCUCUGACUGCUGCAAUUGGAGAGGUAUUACCUACCACAACAUAACUGGGUACGUUGUUAAACUCGACCUCCAUGCUGGUGACCUAGGUGGCAGAAUUGAUCCAGCUCUGGUUGAACUGAAGCAUCUUCAGUUCUUGGACUUGAGCGGUAAUGCUUUUCAUGGCGCACCAAUUCCAGAUUUCCUGGGUUCAAUGAAGGAGUUGAGGCAUUUGAAUUUGUCAUGGGCAGGAUUCAGCGGGAGAAUCCCUCAUCAGCUUGGAAACCUCACCAAACUCAUUUCCCUGAAGCUUUCUUCAGAGUAUUCUUUGAGUGCCAAAAACCUUUGGUGGUUGACAAGUCUGCCUUCUCUCAAUUACCUCGACAUGUCUUAUGUGAACCUUUCCAUGGCAAGCCAUGAUUGGGUGCACGUAAUGAACAUGUCUCCUUCCCUUGUUGAGCUAAGCUUAUUCGAUUGUGGUCUUUCAUAUAUUUCUCCGACUCUUUCUUCUGUUAAUUUCACAUCUCUCCGUGUCCUUGAUCUCCGUUUUAACGACUUCAACUCUACCAUUCCAAACUGGAUAGCUAAUAUUAGCAGCCUGGUGUCUUUAGGUCUCUCACUGAACAAGUUUCAUGGUCAGAUACCUUAUCAAAUUUCACAACUGCCUAACUUGGAAGAGUUGUGGUUGGGAUCAACUGAUGAUAACCUUAGGGUUGAUUGGUCAGAGUUCCUUGAAGGCAGCUGGAGAAAGCUGAAGAUACUUUAUCUAUCUUUCAGUCAGCUGCAUGGAGGAAUCCCCAACUCUAUUGGGAAUAUUACCUCACUGGUGGAUCUUUAUUUAUCAUUUGGCGAGAAUAUAACAGGUAGCAUUCCAAGAGCCAUAACUAAGCUUAUCAAUUUAGAGAGCCUGUCUUUGUAUGGAUACAAAAUGCAUGCGGCCAUUCCUGAUUGGUUACAUGAGCUCAAAAAUCUUAAACACCUUUCUCUCCAAGAUUGCAUGCUGACAGGCCCAAUCCCUGCAGCUCAUCUUCGAGGAUUGUCUUCCUUAGAAGAAUUAGAUCUCUCACGGAAUCAGUUGAAUGGAAAUAUCCCUGCAGCUCUUGGAGGAUUGUCUUCCUUACUAUAUUUAUCUCUCGAUGGGAAUCAGUUGAAUGGGAAUAUCCCUGCUUCUCUUGGAGGAUUGUCUUCCUUGGAAAAAUUAAUUCUCUCGGGGAAUCAGUUGAAUGGAAAUAUCCCUGCAGCUCUUGGAGGAUUGUCUUCCUUACAAGAUUUAUCUCUCCGUGGGAAUCAGUUGAAUGGGACAAUCCCAACAACUUUAGGACAACUUUCUAACUUGUCUUUGCUUGACCUCUCUGACAACUCCUUGACGGGAAACGUGUCUGAAAGUGUUUUUGAAAACCUCGCAAAGUUGAGGUACUUGGAUUUGUCUUCCAAUUCUUUGGUUUUUGAUCCACACUCUGAUUGGGCCCCUCCAUUUCAGCUUUCCUAUAUUUACUUAGGAUCAUGUCAUUUAGGUCCUCGAUUUCCUCUCUGGCUAAGAACACAAAAAUAUGUUCGAGAGUUGGAUCUGUCUAACACAACCAUCUCUGGCAUCAUCCCCACCUGGUUUUGGGAUUUAACACCCCAACUUCUUUCCCUGAACCUUUCAAAUAACCAGAUUUUUGGCCAAUUGCCCAACCCUUUAAAAAUGCAGCCUCAAGCCUUGUUCAUUGAUUUGAGUUCGAAUAAUUUCAGUGGUCCCAUACCCUACAUAUUGAAUGGAGCCUCUUUUCUCGAUCUCUCCAACAAUCAAUUUUCUGAGCCAAUCCCACCAAAUUUUACAUCCACAAUGCAGCAUUUAAAUUACUUUUCUGCCAGAGGUAACCAAAUCAGCGGCAUGAUUCCCUCAUUCAUAGAAGGAAUGAACUCCUUGACUGUCCUUGACCUUUCCCGAAACAAUAUAGGUGGUAUCAUUCCAUUGAGUUUGGGUAAUUGCAUAGCACUCAAGGCACUUGAUUUGAGCAAGAACAGGUUAUCAGGAGGAAUACCCACGUCUUUGGGUCUAUUACGUCAACUCCAAACAAUGCACCUGAGCAACAAUAACCUAUCGGGAGAAAUCCCUUCAUCUUUGAAGAAAUGUUCUAGUCUGGAGACUCUCGACCUUGGACACAACAAUUUUUCAGGUUAUAUUCCCACUUGGAUUGGCAAAAGCUUUCCAGCUUUAAGAAUUCUGAGUUUACGAUCAAAUAUGUUUACUGGCAACAUCCCAGCACAACUAUCGAACCUGACUUCUCUUCAGAUACUUGAUGUGGGACAAAAUUGUUUAUCUGGAUCAAUUCCUCAAAGUUUUGAAGAUCUCAUAGCCAUGAAGAAGACAAACCUCGAUCUUUCCUAUGGAAGAAGAGGAACAUAUUAUAAUGAAAACUUGCUUGUGUCAAUGAAGGGGCUGAUUCUUGAAUACACUAGAACAAUAUCAUUGGUCAUAUGCAUGGACCUUUCAAGAAAUAACUUAUCUGGAGAGAUCCCAAAAGGACUCACAAGUCUUUUAGGAUUGCGUGUCUUAAACUUUUCAGGAAAUCAUUUGACCGGAAAGAUCCCAGACAAGAUUGGUAAAUUGGCAUUGCUAGAGUCUCUUGAUUUCUCAAAAAAUCAACUUUCGGGUAUAAUUCCUCUAAGCAUGUCAAAUUUAACUUUUCUAAGUUACUUGAACUUGUCAUUUAACAACUUGUGGGGGAAAAUUCCAUCCGGAAAUCAGCUCCAGACAUUUCAAGAUCCUUCUAUUUAUAUGGGCAACAUCGGACUUUGUGGAUCUCCGCUUCCAAUUAAGUGUGUUGAUGAUGAGACACCUCACACUCCAAUGCCUGUUGGUGGUGACUUAGAAAAAGACAAAGAAGAGUAUGAAAUGCGUUGGUUUUACUCUGCGAUUGGACCAGGAUUUGCCAUGGGAUUUUGGGGCUUCUGUGGUGUUCUAAUACUCAAGAAGCCAUGGAGGAUUGCUUACUACCGCUUCUUCGAUGAUCUGGAAAGUAGACUGUGCUUCAAUUGUCAUUGUACAUUAUGCUAGGUUGAAAAGGUUUG
Magnolia sinica is the source of this 3215-nucleotide messenger RNA. Its product is annotated as receptor-like protein EIX1. The transcript has a single exon. The coding region runs from base 1 to 3201 and encodes 1066 amino acids. Gene Ontology annotation, molecular function: protein binding. The record is from RefSeq and is a predicted model, not a curated record. NCBI's taxonomy places the organism in Eukaryota, Viridiplantae, Streptophyta, Magnoliopsida, Magnoliales, Magnoliaceae.